AAACCUUAUGAAAAUACCUAUUUUUUCUUCUUAACAUACAAAGUCUAUGAGGGCUUUUAUAUUGCCAGCUUUUGUAUUAAUAGCACAUGUUUUUUCAAGAGAUUUAGAAGUUUCUGAAUUUAUUAAAGAUCCAGCUGUUUCAGAUGAUGAAGGAUAUGUACAAUUUUACAGAGAAUUGCUAUACAAUCCUUCUGUAGAAUUAGAAAAUUCAAUAACAAAUAAAGAGAAGAAUACACUUGAAUUUAUUAAAAAGAUCCGCUCUUCAUUAUCCAUUGAAACAGAUUCUAAAAAUCAAAAUGACUUUAUGGGUAAUUAUGCUCUUCAAGCAUUAGCAGGCUAUUUUAAACGCGAUUUCCCCAUUGAUGAAUGCAUUAAGUUAACAUCAAUUUGCUGUAGUGUUCUUAACACUACUGAAAAUAAUGAGAAAAAGGAAGGAUUAGAAAGAAUAUGUUCUGAUAAAGAAAAAUUUUGUAAUAAUCUAUCGAAAUAUUUUGAUGUGAUCUGCAUGCAAGUAAAAGAUCAACAAGAAAAAAUUGACAACUUUACAAAAGAAGUUUGCGCCAAGGAGAAUCAAAGAUGUCUCGAUCUUGAAGAAAAAUGUGGAAAUAUUCUAAAUGAAACAUGUAAAAAAGUGAAAGAAGAAUGCGAAAAAAUUAACGAAGGAAUAAAAGCACCAGAGAAGCCUGAAACACCGGAGAAGCCUGAAGCACCGGAGAAGCCUGAAGCACCGGAGAAGCCUGAAGAAUCGGAGAAUUCUGAAGAAUCAGAGAAGCCAGAAACUCCUGAUGAGCCUAAGAAAGAGGAUAAUCCUGAAAAAGAUGAUGAGUCUAAAACAGAUGAUGAGUCUAAAACAGAUAUUAUAAAUGAAUCGCACUUAGCAAAAUUCGAAGAAGUUACAUCACUUGAGACUAUACCUAUAACGGAUUAUACAGGUACUGGUACUAUAAUUGCUCAUAUAACAACGACAACUCUUGAGAUUCUAGAGACAUUUACUUCUCUGGAAACGGAAAUAGUGACAGUAACACGUUGCAAUUGCAGAUGUCGUUAUUCUGCAUGUACACAAACAAUAAUUAAUUGUCCUACACCAAAUCCGUCAGAGGAGCCAUCAGAGGAGCCCUCGGAGGAGCCAUCAGAGGAGCCAUCAGGGGAGCCAUCAGAGGAGCUAUCAGAGGAAGCGCUGGAGAAGCCAUCAGAAGAACCAUCCGAGGAAUCGGUAAUUGAAUCAGCAACGAAAACAGAUAAAAAUAAAGGAUGCGUAGUUUCAGAAACAUUAACGCUAACAUUAGAACCAACAGGUAACUCUGGAGAACUCAACAAAGCUAGUGGAGCAAAAAUUGAAGGACUUUAUAAUAAUAAAAUGAUUUUUGCGAUUACUGGGAUAAUAAUAGGAAUAUGGAUAAUUGUUUAAUACUAGAUUUUUCUUAUAUUUCAAAAUGUUAGGAAUGUAGAAAAUU
Pneumocystis carinii B80 is the source of this 1454-nucleotide messenger RNA. RefSeq lists its product as hypothetical. NCBI's taxonomy places the organism in Eukaryota, Fungi, Ascomycota, Pneumocystomycetes, Pneumocystales, Pneumocystaceae. The record is from RefSeq and is a predicted model, not a curated record. The transcript has 3 exons. Bases 47 to 1408 code for a protein of 453 amino acids.